Messenger RNA from Toxorhynchites rutilus septentrionalis, 2364 nucleotides. RefSeq lists its product as uncharacterized. Gene Ontology annotation, molecular function: aspartic-type endopeptidase activity. Gene Ontology annotation, biological process: proteolysis. The record is from RefSeq and is a predicted model, not a curated record. The coding region runs from base 1 to 2364 and encodes 787 amino acids. NCBI's taxonomy places the organism in Eukaryota, Metazoa, Arthropoda, Insecta, Diptera, Culicidae. The transcript has a single exon.
AUGACGGAUCAGCAUUCAGCAGACCAGGCAUCGGGAAUCAAUGGACCGGGACAGCAGCGGUUUGUGCAGCAGCAGCAGCAUCAACAGCCUCCCGAAAUGCAGCAGCAGAAUAUUCCUCCCGGAGUGCCUCAAUGGAGCCCCACACAGCAGACUCGAACAGAUGCUAUUAUCGUGCAAAUAUUGCAGCAGCUUCAGCAACAACAGACCGUCACCAAUCAACUCCUCCAACAGCAGCGUGAAUCAGCCCAGCAGCAUGAGGGAUUUAUGCAGCAGCAAGAAAAUCUAUUCCGAAAUGCACUUUCGACUAUACAAGUCAACGUUCCUCCCAAUCGCGAAGUUAUUCUGGACUCUUUGGCUGGAAAUAUUCGAGAGUUCCAAUACGAUCCAGAAAAUCACAUCACAUUCGCAGCAUGGUAUGCCAGGUACGAGGACUUGUUUGCAAAGGAUGCGGAACGGCUCGACGAUGAAGCCAAAGUAAGGUUACUGCUCCGAAGACUGGGUACGAAUGAGCACUACAGGUACGUCUCAUACAUCCUACCUAAUGCUCUAAAGGAUUUCACGUUCAUCGACACAGUGAAGAAACUGAAGGGACUUUUUGGCAUGAAAGAGUCCACAGUUAAGAAACGAUACUGUACAUUAACCGUCACGAAAGCCCCGACGGAGGACUAUGUUACGUUCGCUUGUCGGGUGAAUAAGAUGUGCGUGGAGUUCGAGUUGGCCAAAUUGACGGAAGAGCAUUUUAAAUGCCUCAUGUUCGUUUGCGGUCUGAAGUCGGAGUGCGACGCGGAGGUACGCACCAGAUUGUUGACGAAAAUCGAAGACAACAACGAUGUCACCUUGGAAGCACUGAUGGAAGAGUGUCAGCGGUUGAUAAAUUUAAAGAGCGAUACUGCUAUGAUAGAAAGUCCUGGACGUGUUCAGAUCAUCAAGAGGAACUUUCAGCAACGGAAGCAGUACGAUAAGCGGUUCAGAGAUCGUCCAAAAGAAUCACCAAGAAACGAAGAAGAACGCAAAAGUCCGGCAACUCCUUGCUGGAACUGUGGUGCGAUGCAUUUUUCUAACCACUGCGGUUUCAAGAGUCACAAGUGCGCCGACUGCAAACAGAUCGGCCAUAAAGAGGGCUAUUGCUCAAGCGCAAAGCGGUCUACGAAGGCAUCAAAAUAUCAGCCACGAAGGUUCUCCACCAAAACCGUUAUUGCAUCGGUCAGCAGCGUCGAAUGCAAGCGUCGUUACGUGUGGGUAAAGCUGAACGGUACUCCUGUAAGAUUGCAGCUCGACACAGCGUCUGAUAUUACUAUCGUGUCCGAAAAGGUGUGGAAUCGGAUCGGUCAGCCAGCAGGUGUUCCUGCGAGUCAGACCGCCAAAUCAGCAUCGGGAGAACAACUGGACCUGCAGUGUGAGUUCGUCAGUGACGUCGAAAUCAAUGGUACGACGCAUAGCGGACGCAUCUUCGUUUCUACACAUCCAUUGAAUCUGCUCGGAAUCGAUCUCAUCGACAAGUUCCAGCUUUGGUCAUUACCAAUGGAUAAAUUUUGUAAUUUCGUCGGUGGUUCCAAUGAUAUCGUUUCUCUGCAGAAAGCGUACCCGAAGCUGUUCAGCGAGACGUUGGGGCUUUGCUCCAAAUCUAAAAUUCAACUUUCGCUGAAGGAAGCGUGUAAGCCAGUCUUUCGUCCAAGAAGGCCGGUUUCGUACGCUAUGUUGCCAACUGUGGACAAAGAACUAGACCGACUAGAGUCUCUGCAAAUUAUUUCACCAGUGGACUAUUCAGAGUGGGCGGCUCCAAUAGUCGUUGUGCGAAAGGCCAGUAGUAAUGUUCGCAUAUGUGGCGACUAUUCAACUGGAUUAAACGAUCGGCUCCAGUCACACCAGUAUCCCCUUCCGCUGCCACAAGACGUCAUUUCGAAGCUCUCCAAUUGUACAGUGUUCAGUCAGAUUGAUUUAUCUGAUGCUUUUCUUCAGAUGGAAGUGGAGGAAAGCUGCCGCCAACUACUCACCAUCAACACCCAUCGGAUACUGUAUCAGUACAACAGGUUGCCUCCUGGUGUCAAAGCUCCGCCGGGAGCAUUCCAGCAGCUGAUGGACACGAUGUUGGCAGGUCUUCCAUGUACUGCAGGCUACCUAGACGACGUGGUUGUGGGAGGCAAAGAUACUAACGAACAUCAGCGUAAUUUGCAUGCAGUGCUGCAGCGGAUUGAGGAAUUCGGAUUCACAAUUCGGCCGGAAAAAUGCUCUUUUGGCCAGCAGCAAAUCCGUUACCUGGGUCAUAUCUUAGAUCGUCAUGGGCUUAGACCAGAUCCAGCUAAAAUCCAAGUCAUAAAGGACCUACCGCCACCGAAGGACAUCACGGGAGUACGCUCCUUCUGA